AUGCAUGUGAGUGUCGCCGCUGGUGCGUUGCUGGCGCCAGCGGUGGCCGACGGCUUCGCGGCCGCGGCGUGGGGCCUCUUCGACUCAUGCGCCUUCACGCACGACCGCAUGUUUGAGGCCUCGCUCGCGGUGAGCUGCUUUGUGGCCUUUAUCCUCUUCUUCGAGAGCAUACACUUGGUGGUCGACCCGCGUAGGUACGGGCCUCCUCCCGCCGACGUGCUCGCGCACGGCCCCGGCGUGCCGACGUGGGGCAGGGUCGUCACCGAGCUCUCUCUCGGCGUCUUUCUGUACGACGCGCUCUUCUACCCCUUCCACCUCUCCUUCCACAAGCUGCGAGCGCGCCGCUGGCGCAAGAUGCACGCGCGCCACCACGUGUGGGGCUCCACCGAGGCGGCGGCGCACAACGCCGUCGAGACGGUGCAGAACUCGUACCUGGACGCGGGCGUGCAGGUGUUCAUCAACAUCUUCGUGCAGCACCUCUCUCCCUGGGGCUUCAAGCACCCACUCUCGCGCGCGCUGCACAACGUGAUGGUGGUCUACCUCCUGUGCGAGUCCCACUCCGGCUACGACCUGCCCUUCAUGUCGCACCGCCUCUUCCCGGGCCUCUUCGGCGGGCCCGUGGCGCACGAGCAGCACCACCAGCAAGGCAACGUCAACUUCCACCAGUUCUUCCUCUGGGCCGACCGGAUCCUCGGCCACACCCCCACCGCCGAGCAGAACCGAAAGCACCGCGAGGCGCUGGCUGCCGUCGGUGCUGCGCAGGACUCUGCGCGCCAGCAGCAGGCUGCUGCAGAGGUUGUGCGUUAGCAGCGCUCCCGUAGGCCCGGAACGGCGGAGUAGCUCGAGGAGUAGCAGUCCACUGUGCAUGCAUGCAUGUUGCAAUCGUGCUCCCUGGCAUGCAUGACUGGUUGUUCGGCCCGACCCCACACUACCGCAUGGUGUUGCUGCAUGCGCGACGCGGGCAGUACCCCCGAAGUACACGUCGGUGUCGCAUGUCGGUGACCGGACACUACGUUGAU
This is a messenger RNA of Emiliania huxleyi CCMP1516, 1019 nucleotides long. RefSeq lists its product as hypothetical. Gene Ontology annotation, biological process: sterol biosynthetic process. The transcript has 6 exons. The record is from RefSeq and is a predicted model, not a curated record. Gene Ontology annotation, molecular function: iron ion binding; C-4 methylsterol oxidase activity. Lineage: Eukaryota; Haptophyta; Isochrysidales; Noelaerhabdaceae. The coding region runs from base 1 to 807 and encodes 268 amino acids.